UCUCACCUGGAUUUGUUCAAUUCGGUAUGUAUAGUCUUCGGUAGUCAUUUUAUGAUUCUAAUGGUAGAUAAUGAUUUGUGUGUUUUGGUGGAUGAUGAUGAUGUUACAGUAACUUCUGUAUAAUUGAAGGAUCAGAGACAGUGCAAGAUUUCGUGCAGAUGCAGCUUCAGGAAAUCCAAGAUAACAUAAGGAGUAGACGCAAUAAGAUCUUUCUUCUCAUGGAAGAAGUGAGGAGGUUACGAGUCCAGCAACGUAUCAAGAAUGUUAAAGCCAUUAACGAGAAUAGCGAGCUUGAGGUUACCGAGAUGCCCGAGAUCCCAUCCUCCAUUCCCUUUCUCCCUAAUGUGACGCCAAAGACUUUGAAACAACUCUACUUGACCAGUGUCGCUUUCAUAUCCGGAAUUAUCGUCUUUGGUGGUCUCAUUGCACCUAAUCUGGAACUAAAGGUAGGACUUGGAGGAACCUCUUAUGAAGAUUUUAUAAGGGGCAUGCAUCUACCCUUACAGUUAAGCCAGGUAGAUCCGAUUGUGGCAUCUUUUUCUGGCGGGGCCGUCGGAGUCAUUUCAACCUUGAUGCUAAUCGAAGUUAACAAUGUUAAACAACAAGAGAAGAAGAGGUGCAAGUACUGCCUUGGGACUGGAUACUUGCCAUGUGCUCGAUGUUCAGCUAGUGGUGUGUGCUUCAGCAUUGAUCCCAUAACUAAACCUAGAGCUUCAAACCGGCGUCUGCAAGUCGCGACAACAAAAAGGUGUCUUAAUUGUUCCGGCGCAGGAAAGGUGAUGUGUCCGACGUGUCUUUGCACUGGGAUGGUCACGGCUAGUGAGCAUGACCCCCGCUUUGACCCUUUCGAUUAGAAAACGAUGACCUCUCCUUUGAAAUUUAGGGUGUUUAUCUAUGUAUAUUUGUUCUUGAAAAGGCUAAGCCAAGACUCUGAACUAAAGGGAGUCAAACCUCGUCAUAUACAUGUUUUACUUAGUAGAGAAAGUUAGAAUUUAUAAACU
Camelina sativa (false flax) is the source of this 1001-nucleotide messenger RNA. NCBI's taxonomy places the organism in Eukaryota, Viridiplantae, Streptophyta, Magnoliopsida, Brassicales, Brassicaceae. The record is from RefSeq and is a predicted model, not a curated record.